Molecule: messenger RNA, 252 nt
Organism: Ustilaginoidea virens
Lineage: Eukaryota; Fungi; Ascomycota; Sordariomycetes; Hypocreales; Clavicipitaceae
Exons: 1
Coding region: 1-252 (83 amino acids)
Source: RefSeq, a predicted model, not a curated record
AUGAUGUACCAGAUGGAUAUGCGCGCGUGCAGAGACAGGCUGGGUGCAGCACGUUCGAAACACGGCAUUCACACGGCGAGCCCCCGGCGACGAAUCCGCCCCGGCGACUGCGACUCACCAUGGAUACGAGCGUCAUGUCAGCCGCCACUCUGGCAGACCGACGUCGCGGAAGCAGCAAAAUCGCGUGGACGGCAAGUCUGGCUUCGCCGCCAUCAGCACCAACCCGCCAGCCCGCCCGCCUCGCCCACUUAG